CCCCAAUCUUUAUUCAUUUAUUCUAAAUUUGAACGUUAAAAAUGAAGCUUGCUCCGACUGUAAAACUGAACAAUGGCUACGAAAUGCCUGUUUUGGGUCUGGGAACCUACAAUUCCAAGGACAAUGAAGGCGAGGCCGCCGUAAAGCACGCGAUCGAUGUGGGCUACCGUCAUAUAGACACGGCCUUUUUGGAUACCUACAAGGCCAUGGAAAAGCUGGUGAAACUGGGGCUGGUCCGCAGUAUCGGAGUGUCGAACUUCAAUAGCGAGCAGCUGGCACUAGUUUUGGCCAACUGCGAGAUCACGCCGGUCACCAACCAGGUGGAGUGCUCUCCUGCCCUCAAUCAGAAGGCUUUGACUGCCUUUUAUAAGGAGAACGGCGUUACUUUGACGGGCUAUACGCCUUUGGGAAAGCCGAAGCCCGAUAUCCAGAAGCCAGACUUUAUCUACUCGACGGAGGUGGCCGUUAUUGCCAAGAAGUACGGCAAAACUGCCCCGCAGAUUGUCCUGCGCUAUCUGGUUGGCCUCGGCGUCAUCCCCAUCCUCAAGUCAUCGAAUACUAACCGAAUUUCCGAAAACUUUGAUAUCUUCGAUUCUGAACUGACCGCCGAGGAAAUGGCUGUUCUCGAUGGCUUUCACACUGGCGAGGGUGUUGUUCCAUUGAACUUGAUCAAGGGCCUUAGCCACAAGUAUUAUCCGUUUGCAAUUGAGUUCUAAACCAGGUGUAGG
Drosophila takahashii is the source of this 728-nucleotide messenger RNA. RefSeq names its product 9,11-endoperoxide prostaglandin H2 reductase-like. The record is from RefSeq and is a predicted model, not a curated record. NCBI's taxonomy places the organism in Eukaryota, Metazoa, Arthropoda, Insecta, Diptera, Drosophilidae. Gene Ontology annotation, molecular function: oxidoreductase activity.